AUGGCAUCCGGCCUCAGGAAGGAACACUUGGUUCUGUGCAUCAUUAUGACUAUUUGUAAAGCAGUUUCCUUUGCAUGCUACUUUUGCGGCUGCAUUACAAAGCUGGUCUGGGCCAUUCUCAUAUUCAUCGUUUAUGCCAUUGACCUACCUGCCUACCUGUACCUAUCACUGAUGUAUUUCCAAUGGCUGGAUUUAUUCAGAGCAAUCACAGGGUCAGUCCUCCUUCUUGUUACUUCUCUUAUCUGUCUUAGCUGGGGAUGGGAAAGUUCCGGGGAAGUUGCUGGUUCGCAUUUUAUGACCCUUGUGCUUUCACCAUUGUUUCUUUCACACUUUUUUUCUUGCUUGCUCUUUCUUGGUUUGCUGGCAGCAGCAGUGCUUGGAUAUGAUGCCUUUGGCAUAAUCAAAUACAUAAAAAAUCCGAAACAGCAGGGGGCGACUGCGACUGUUAAUGUUAUGGUCCAAAAUGCGGUUCACUGAAUACAACAGCAACUCCUAAUGUUUUCACAUACUGUAUGUUUACAGUUGAUAUUUUUGCAUAUUUUUGUCAUUUCUUGUUAACAUCAAAAUCUAGAUUAAAAUGACAAAUUUUCAAAUGUUAUGACAUUUGAGU
This is a messenger RNA of Cyprinus carpio (common carp), 610 nucleotides long. RefSeq names its product proteolipid protein 2a (gene plp2a). Lineage: Eukaryota; Metazoa; Chordata; Actinopteri; Cypriniformes; Cyprinidae. Bases 1 to 477 code for a protein of 158 amino acids. The record is from RefSeq and is a predicted model, not a curated record. The transcript has 5 exons.